This is a messenger RNA of Spodoptera litura, 2315 nucleotides long. NCBI's taxonomy places the organism in Eukaryota, Metazoa, Arthropoda, Insecta, Lepidoptera, Noctuidae. The record is from RefSeq and is a predicted model, not a curated record.
AGCAAUUUUUUAUUAUUACUUUUUUGAGCUCUUUUUAAAGGAUAUUUUUUAAUACAACUUCAAAAAAGAGGAAAAUUCUUAAGUUUCGCGAUAUUUAGAGACGUAUGUUAUCGGAAUGUAAUACUCUAGCCGUCGUAUAACAACGAAAGUUAACUCUCGCGAGCUUACGUUGUAUCGGCGAGAGUGCGAAAAGGACGGAACUACCACUGUCGCGAGUGUACGCGCCGUCCUCGCCGCGCCCCGCAGUGCAUGCGCGUCCGGCGUUGCGUUUGCGUAAUACUGAGUAAUUAAUUCAUUUUUUUUAAAUACUAUACCUAAAAUACUGAGUAAUUAGUCAAUUACCCUUAAAAAUGCACUCAAGAUCGAGGAGAAUUAUUGGUUUAGUGGAAAUAAACAGUAAGAAUGAACAACAACAAAACUUUGAAUCAGAGUCAGUAAUUUUAAAUCCAGAGUCGCCGCUACCCGCAAGCUGUACCUUUAAUGAAUCCGAUUGGAAUAACUUAAAGGAGCUGGUGGAUGAGGAACUCUCCUCGGAUAGAAAUUUAGUGCAAGAGGAACUCCAUAGUUUUAAUAUCCCCUCUGUAAGACCAUGCAAUUCAUUAAUAAUCGAAGAAAGUCCAGAGCAAAGUUCAUCUGUUAUCAUGGACAGCAGGGAAACAACUCCGGUACCUUCCCCAAAGUUAAACUUUGGGUCUCCCAUACCUUCCACAUCUCCUCCGCGUAAUGAAGUACAAGAACCCGUGCCUUCAGAACAGUUAGGUGAGAAUUAUGUUGAGCCUACACCAAGUGUAGAUUCAUAUAUAACUGUAUCGGAAUGUAAUUCUCCAUGUAGCAGCAUAGGAAACAAAAGGAAGCGUACUUUUAAAACUAACCCCGGAAAAAAAAGAUCUAGUUGCCCCGAAAAGUGGAUUGAUAACAAAAGAAAGCACUUAUUAAACUCUGGCCAACAAUACGUAAGUCGAAAUGGAAAUAUUAAAAAUAAAAAAGAAUUGCGUCCUGUUUGUUCAUCUUCAUGCAAAAUGAAAUGUUCUGAAAAAUUUGAUACAGACAUUCGUAAAAACAUUUUUAAUAAGUUUUGGGAACUUGCCGAUCAUACCAGACAAUGGGAAUUCAUCAAUAACUUUACAGAAAAAAAUAAUAAAAAACGAAUCACAACAGAGGGACCAUCUAGAAGACAAUUCACGACUAAGUAUUUUUUACCAAUACCAGCAGAUAAUACAUUAAUUACUCGACAACAGGUUUGUCUUAAAACAUUUUUAAAUACUUUCUGUAUAACUGAUCAAUUUGUGCGCACUGCCCAUAGUAAAUUGAGCCAAGAAGGGAUUACAUUAACGGACAAUAGGGGUAAACACUCCAAUCAUCCAAACGUCGUAGAUACUGCAAUGGUUAAGAGUGUCUGUGAUCACGUAGCUAGCUUCCAACCUGUAGAAUCACAUUACACACGUAAAGAUACCACUAAGUUGUACUUAGACAAUAAUUUAAAUAUGAACAGGAUGUUUUCUCUAUAUAAAGAAUGGGACCAAUUUUCAACCUAUAGCAAUCCAGCGCAAACCCUUCGUCAGUACAGAGACAUCAUUAAUGCUAAUAUGAACGUUGGGUUUUUUAUUCCUAAGAAGGAUAUCUGUGAUAAAUGUCAUAGUUAUUCUAACAAUACGUCUCCAACAGAAGAGCAAAUACAGGCUCAUAAUAAACACCUAGAGAAUAAGACAAUAGCUAGAGAGAUAAAGAAUAAUGACAAAGAGCAAGCAAUAAAAUCACCUGACACUGUAUGUGCAACAUUCGAUUUCCAAAAAAUUUUAAAUUGUCCCCAUGGAGACGUAGGUUUAUUUUAUUAUAAACGUAAAUUGUCUAUAUUUAACUUUACCGUUUUUGAUUUGGGUUUAAAAGAAGGCACAUGUUACAUGUGGACGGAAUGCACGGGUAAAAGGGGAGCUAACGAAGUAAGUAGCUGUUUGAUGCAUUUUGUGAACAUAAAGGUUGCGGGAGGUGCUAAAAAGUUCUUAUUUUGGUCCGAUAACUGUGCGGGUCAAAAUAGAAAUAGAGUCGUAUAUUCAUUCUAUAUGUACAUUUCAAAAUGCUAUGGCAUUGAUAUUACUCAUCGUUUUAUGGAGCAAGGCCAUACACAAAAUGAGGGCGAUAGUGUCCACGCCCUUAUUGAGAGAGAAUCUAAAAGAAAACUAAUUUAUACGCCUGACCAGUGGUAUGCAUUAGUACGAUGGGCAAAGGCUGAAGGGAGACCCUACAACGUUGUAGAAGUAACCAAAAAAUCUGGAGAAACGAAGGAUUCUCGUGGGCCUUGUGAUGUGCUUGCCUAG